CUUAAAACUGCUUUAGAAAGAAAGGUGAAACCUGACGAGUCUCCCUAACCCCAUAAGUCUAGAAAGCCAUCAUCAACAUUCAACAGCGUGUGGAUGGCUACGGGCACAAUCAUAUCUCUCUAAGCCAUCUCUCUCUCUCUCUCUCUCUCUCUCUCUCUGAAUCUAUCAACAACAUAUCCCUUCUUUUGAUACAGGUUUCAGAAUUUCUUGAUUUAUUCAGUUGUAUUAUAAUCACUGCAUCCUCUUUUUCUUGUUAUAUUUUUGAUUGAGAUAUACUUAUCAAAUAUCAUUACUACUAUUGUUUGAAUGAUAUAUAGCAUCCUAUUUUGUUGUAAUUGAAUUUUUAGACUGGAGAUUGGUAUCUCUUGUCCUCAAAGAAAAGAACCUUUUGCAUCAACUUAGGAACUGUUCAUCUUUCUAUUGAGCAGUACUAGAGCUCUCUUGUAAAGGAAAAAAAAAAGUUGUUUGUUUUAAAUUACCACACAAAUUACUAGUAGUUCUUCUAAAAUGAAGGCUCCAAAAGAAAACUCAAUAAUCGCAGUUUCCAAGCUUUUCAAUAAUGCCCAGUUACAGCUACAAAAAAUUCUUUUUUAUUUCCUCCUCUUUGCUUUUGGUUUGACCUUUGGUGUCAUACUUAGUUUCUACCUCAAAAACUUCUCCUUUAAUCUACAAUUCGCCAAAUUCUCGUUUUCCGCUAAUUCAACAUCAUCGCAAUUUCUAGUGCCCAAUUUGAAAGCUGAAGUUGGUCACAUAGGAUUGACAGAGUACCUAAAACUGCCUAAAGUCAUGCAUGACAUGGAUGAUGAAGAAUUGCUAUGGAGAGCUUCAAUGGCUCCUCAGAUUCGUAAGUAUCCAUUUAAUCGAGUUCCCAAGGUUGCUUUCUUAUUCUUGGCAAAGGGUCCUGUUAUAAUGGCUCCUCUGUGGGAGAAAUUCUUUAAGGGGCAUGAAGGCUUGUACUCAAUUUAUGUGCAUUCAAGUCCAUCUUAUAAUGAAUCAGUGGCAGAAAGUCCAGUGUUUCGUGGCCGAAGAAUUCCUAGUCAGGAAGUUGGAUGGGGUCAGGUGAACAUGAUUGAGGCUGAGCGCCGCUUACUAGCAAAUGCACUCCUUGAUUUCUCAAACCAACGUUUUGUACUUCUCUCAGAGGCAUGCAUUCCUCUCUUCAACUUCUCCAUGGUUUACUCUUACCUCAUAAACUCCUCCCAAAAUUUUGUAAUGGCCUAUGAUGAGAUUAGCCCCGUUGGACGUGGACGAUAUAAUCCCCACAUGUACCCAAAAAUCACAGUUAGGCAAUGGAGAAAAGGGUCCCAAUGGUUCGAAAUGGAUCGAGACCUCGCCAUUGAAGUCGUGUCUGAUCGAGAAUAUUUCCCAGUUUUUCAGAAGCAUUGCCAUGGUGGAUGUUAUGCUGAUGAACAUUAUUUACCGACAUUUGUGAGUAUAAGGUUUUGGGAGAACAAUUCAAAUAGGAGUUUGACUUGGGUUGAUUGGUCAAGGCGUGGACCACACCCAGCUGAGUAUCAAAGAACACAAGUGACCCCUGCGUUUUUGAAGGCAUUGAGGAGUGGAAGUUUGUGUGAGUAUAAUGGAAGUAUAACAAAUAUUUGCUUCUUGUUUGCGAGGAAGUUUCCACAUGCUACUUUGGAAAGGCUGUUGAAGUUUGCACCAAAGGUCAUGCACUUCAACAGCUAGCUAGGUUUAGAUAUAUCAAUACCAUUUGUUAUUCAUUCAAUUGUAUUAAUUCUAUAGUA
Messenger RNA from Quercus lobata, 1745 nucleotides. Its product is annotated as glycosyltransferase BC10-like. Gene Ontology annotation, cellular component: membrane. Bases 508 to 1686 code for a protein of 392 amino acids. The record is from RefSeq and is a predicted model, not a curated record. Gene Ontology annotation, molecular function: glycosyltransferase activity. NCBI's taxonomy places the organism in Eukaryota, Viridiplantae, Streptophyta, Magnoliopsida, Fagales, Fagaceae. The transcript has 2 exons.